AUGCCCAAGACAAAGGCUGAAGAGGAUGCUAAAAAUAAAGCCAAGGUAAAGGACAAACAACAGAGAAGAUCUGCAAGGUUGUCUGCUGAACCAUCUCCUCCAAACCCAGAGCCCAAUCCUAAAAAGGGCCCUGCAAAUAAGGGAGGAAAUGUACCCUAAGGGUAAAGAGCCAGCAAGGACAGCAAUAAGAUUGCAGAAAACGGAGAUACCAAAACAAACCAGGCACCCAAAGCCGAAGGUGCUCUCUCCACUAGCUCUCUGCACUUAAGAUGGUUAAGUCCAUGUUAA
Messenger RNA from Cavia porcellus (domestic guinea pig), 288 nucleotides. Its product is annotated as non-histone chromosomal protein HMG-17-like. Lineage: Eukaryota; Metazoa; Chordata; Mammalia; Rodentia; Caviidae. The record is from RefSeq and is a predicted model, not a curated record. Gene Ontology annotation, molecular function: nucleosomal DNA binding. Gene Ontology annotation, cellular component: nucleus; chromatin. Gene Ontology annotation, biological process: chromatin organization. The transcript has a single exon.